Molecule: messenger RNA, 684 nt
Organism: Tachyglossus aculeatus (Australian echidna)
Lineage: Eukaryota; Metazoa; Chordata; Mammalia; Monotremata; Tachyglossidae
Product: olfactory receptor 6C74-like
Exons: 4
Coding region: 1-684 (227 amino acids)
Biological process (GO): G protein-coupled receptor signaling pathway
Cellular component (GO): membrane
Molecular function (GO): olfactory receptor activity
Source: RefSeq, a predicted model, not a curated record
AUGAGGAAUCACACGCAAGUGAAUGAGUUCAUCCUCCUGGGGCUCACGGAUGAUCCAGACUUGCAGACGGUGAUUCUUUUCUGCAUGUCUGUCACCUACAUACUGAACAUCAUCGGCAACCUGAGCAUCGUCACCCUCACCUUGCUGGACUCCCACCUCCACACCCCCAUGUAUUUCUUCCUGCGCUGCUUCUUCCUAUUCCUGCCCACCAUCAGCACGGGGGACAGGACCAUUUCCUGCAACUGUUGUCCGCUGCACUACACGACAGUCAUGAGUCAGAAUGUCUGCACCCUACCGGUCCUCUGCUCUUGGCUAACCGGGUUCCUGGUCAUAUUUCCUCUUAUUAUCCUUGGCCUACAACUGGACUUCUGUGAAUUCAUAGACAUUGACCACUUCUUCUAUGACGUCUCCCCUAUGCUCCUGUUUUCCUGCUCGGACACCUGGUUCCUGGAGCUGAUGGCUUUCAUCUUGGCCUUGAGGACACAACUGGUCACCUUGGUGUUAGUGGCCGUGUCCUACACAGCCAUUGCCCGCACCAUCCUGAGACUGCCCUCUGCUCACUGCAUCUUAAUGCACAUCAAACCGUCCGCCAAUGACAUGGUGGACCUGACCAAGGGGGUGACCGUGCUGAACACCUCUGUGGCCCUCAUGUUGAACCUUUUCAUCUACAACCUGGGGAACUAG